GGCAGCAGGAGCAGCUGUUAUCUGUCAACAAGUGCCAUCCGCGCAGUUUUCUCCCACACCAUGAUUAUUUCCAUCAACUUUUAAUGAACCGAUCAUCUUAGGGAAAGUGUUUUUUUUGUCCCGCGCAUCAGUCCUGCUCUGCCCCUCGUUGUCAUUACGCACAGUCUGGAGAUGGCGAAGAGCUCAACCAGAAGGUCUCUGAAAACGUUGUUCUCCAGGAGCGAGGUCAGCCUGGACGAAUCGGUGGAGAAGGACGCGAAUGAGAGAGAGAAGACGAAGUUUAAAUUCUUGAAGUUCAAGAAAAAGACCCCCGUGAAGGCGGCGAAUGAGAUCCCGCAUUUGCUCAGUGGUGCUGAGCCCAGCAACACUGUCAAGGAUGGCGAGGCCUGGGUUGACAAUAUCACAGCGGACAACAAGAGUUCUAUCUACGGCACCACAUCCAGGUCAAAGGGCAAAGAAUUCAGCUACUCAGAGUUGGACCUCCGUAAGCCAAAGAGGUUUGCCACCUUCUCCUUUGGUUUAAAAAAGAGGAAGAAGAAUGAUCAAGUGAAUAUCUCCAAGAGCACCUUUGGCCUUCCUAGCGCCGGCAUUGAAGAGGAACAGGAGAACCACAGUCGGAUGGAUUUGGAUCAGGCCAACACAAAGACGUUUUUCAGCAUGUCUCAACCAGAGCUUGACACCAUUGAUGCAUUUGACAUCCCUUCUUCUCCCCCUGGGGCCACAAACCAAUCGCAGUCAUUCGUCGCCUCAAACACCCAACCAGAGACGAUGGAGCGUCUGACAAACGGCUCCAAUCUGUUUGACGUAAAUGCGGAGCCGCAGAAAGCACCGAUUGCCACCGUCCCUGAGCUGCAUCUGGAUUAUCCAGAUUCAUCAGAGGAGAAACUGGAUGAUAACUCCAAUCCAUCUGCCUCCACGACUCGUACAGAAGCCAGCCCUGCUGUCGACAACCAGACUAUACUUAGCCUUCCAGCUAGCGGGCCUCCAACCGCGCUUGACACCUCGGAUCACAAAGAAGCAGUUGUUAACUCCGUCGCCACAAGCAACGGUCCGUUCGAUAAUGACAUCCUCCAGCAGUCUCACACAGACACAGAAAUCUCUCUUACUGGAUCCACCAGAGUCACAUUAUCACAUCAUCAACCUGACACCCCUGACCUAGUUGACAGUACAAGUCAAAAUGGUAAACUCUCCCUGGCAAGUGCUGACUCCAAAAUUGACGGCGCAGUUACACAGUCGACCCCUGUUCCUCGCGCCGACGACUCUGCACCUGUCCAUCAAGGAAUCUCAAUUUCUCACACUGAGGGAUCUGCUCCCGUAACCGCCGGGAGUGUCACCCAAACCUCGGCUGUUAGCGGUGAGAAAAGUGCUCCACCUGUCAGGCAAGAUGCAGUUUACGGAGCGUUGUAUGAGUCCCUUUUCCCCCAGAGUUUCUGCUCGGAGGUAAUGUCAUCCCUCUCGAACCCGCCGCCUCAUAUCAUUACCGAGAUAAUACAUCAAUCCAGAAAAUCAGAACCUGUCAUAGUUAAAACCCUUAAUGAAUGUCACACAGAAACUUAUGUUCAGUUUGACUCUGCUGCUCGCAGAGUGGAUGAUGCCGUUGGUGGUCAUACUAGCGAGAGCUCCAGAUUGAGCUCUUACCAAACAUCUACUGCUUCGGAGCCUCGAAGACACCCAGAUAUUUACAUCAGAUAUGUACCUUCCUCUAUCAAUUCAGGUUCCAAACCAGGUGAUGGUGAUAAAAUUCCUUACUCAGAGCUGACCCGCUCCCUUUCGGAGGUGAAAUCGGACAGUUUUAGCCUCAUUCAAGACAAUGUCAGGUCAGUCCCCAUGGUUCAAAGCUCGGCCCCUCCCGUCUCUGACUAUGUAACAUCCCAAGGGGGAGACACUCGGGUUACUCACUCCAAACGGAGAGCGUUCCUAGUCAAAGGGUUAGUCACAGACGAGGCGAGCACCGAUCCUGUCUGUCCCUCUCCCGUGGCUGAAAACAUGAGUUCAGCGAAGAGUCUUGAGGUGAGAAUCGAAACAAGAGAGACUGUUUUCACUCCUUCCAGACAGGCUGAUGUGUCUGAUGGGCCUUUAAAUCCAGCAUAUCUGAGCGUUGGAUCGGAUGACGGCAGUACGGUGGAGAUCUACUACAGUGCUGAAGAGGAUAGCGGAGAGGGGAGCGGGAGCGAAGAGAUGUACACAGUGGACGAAAGAGUAGAAAGUUGCGUGGUAGACGUGGUGAAAGAGGCCGGGUUGUGUGAGGAGUUUCCACAGCAGGGGGAGAUUGCAGAAAGAGGCAUAAGAAAUCGAGAAGCGGGAGAAUUUCGGGUGGUGAUUGUUAAAAUGCAGAAUGAGGGAGGCAUAACGGCCAACGACGAAGAGAAAGAGGAUGUCAAUAGCCGAUUUGAAGUGGAGGAAAAAUUUGGAGGUCAGAGGUCAGAAACUCCAGAGCAGAAGAUUGAAACGUCUGAGUUUCUUGUUGGCAGUGAUACAGAGAGUCGGGAGAAAGAAAUAGAAACCAUGGUGUUGCCACAGGUGAGAGAUGAGGGGGAGGAGGAGUUACCUGCCACACCGGUUCAGCAGGCGAACGCGCCGAUGGUAUGCGACUUUGUUACACCCUCCAGUGAGCCGCAUGGGCAGGGGGAGGGGUCGGAGGGAAACUUGACCGAGGGGUUGGAAACAGAAGACCACCCUAAUGGAGAGACGCAACUCCCAAGCCGGGAGAUAAUCUACCUGGCUCACAAAGACAUUAUGAGUUCUGAAUACAUACACACUGCUUUCAGCAGCACAAGAGAGGGAGACAAGUUCACACCCAGAUCUAAUGAGUCAGAAGAGCAGGUUUCACUGACAGCAGAGGCAGCCCAAAUAGUUGAAGUGAGCAAACACGGCAUAAAAACCAUCCGUAACGCCACGGGUAGGGCAGUCACAGAGGCUGUCACGGGCAUUCUGACACACAGCGCUGAGCUGCAAUUAGAUGCCACAGAGGUUGAACACAAUAGGGCACCACAGAGUAGUGAGUGGGUGGAUACAAUUACUCAGAGCACAGACAGAACCGCAACGCCGCAAGAACAGGUGACAGCCAAUGCAGACACACGCCGUGUUGAUGCGGAGGCUGCAGAGACACAAUCGGAGAGACAUCCAUCAGAAGUGCAACCCAAUCCGAAUCAGGGGACCCUGACAGUGUCAAGGACGCCCACAGUAGCUUCAGAAGUCUUUGCUUCUGUAAAUCAGCCACCUAUAGCCGAGAAGGAAUUGGCUGAUGAAAUGAAUUCAGGCUACAGCAGCCUAAGCACCAAACUGUCCACAAAUAAGUCCUCUCCCCCUAAGGAGGAUGAAUCCAAAUAUCGUUUCCGUAAAGUGUCUCUGGUCAGCGAGGCCAAUGCCACUGAGGGAAGCCAGGAUGCAGUGGACUUUAGCCAAGAUAGCUCCACUGUCACUGAAUCAGAUAGAACAGAUAUCGACUCAGAUUACAGGUGGAGGAAUAGAUUUGAUGGGGUUUCUCAGUAUAGAUCAUACAAAGCAGAGAGUUCCUCCAUUUCUGAUUCUCUGAGUUACCGAAUGUCUGACUCCUACUCCAGUACCUCCUCCUCCUCCUCCUCCUCUGCUCUCUCCGAUUAUACAGCCUACAAACACCUCAGCAACUCCUCCUCCUAUCCAGAGGAACACGUUACCAUUGGCGACAGGCUGAGUGACAUGACCAAAGUUUCUCUGAGCUUUGACAGCGAGCCAGCGGGAGCACCAAAAGAUGAGUGGAGGAGGAGUUUGGUGGAGCGGGAGGAGCCUGCUGCACCUGCAAGUGAAAGAGCAGUACAGAGAGUGAGAGAGACAGAGGGAGAGGCAGAGAGGUUUCAGUCACGCUGGGACUCUCAUCAGCUCCCUGUGUCCGGCAUAUCCUCGGCUCACGGCCACGACGCCAUCGACGGUUGUGAAGACGACGACUGUUUUACUGGAGUGUUCAAGGCCACACUCGUGGAGUUGGACUCCGAGCCUGCAGCUCCCCCCUCUUCUCCCCCAGCCUCCCCCGACGACGACUCCCCCAACCAGUUCGAUAUGGACAGCCUGGUGGACACGCUGAGGAGCAUGGGACCCUCCCUAAGGCUCAGGAACGGGAGCCUGCGCGGGGCCCCUCCAGUCCUGCUCUCCUCCCUGCCACCAAUUGUUGAGGAUGCUCCCAGCCCCGUCACCCCUGGCAUCCCUGCCUCCCUCAUCAGUCCCACCAAAAAGAUGGAAGCAAUGGGCAACCCUCCCGAGUCCCUCAAAGGAAUUUACACUCUGCCUAGUGACCUUGGACUAAAGAGGUGCUCCGCCAGAGACACUCGUUCACCACUGGAAUUGAUGAAGCAGAGCCAGCAGGACCAGCAGCAGCCCGGAACAAGAGGCCUGAACUUGCCCCUGAGAUCAUCUGGUAUCAACAGUAUAAUAAUGAGAAAUUCCUCUGACUCGUCUCCUGGGGAAUUAAAAUCCCUAGUGCAGAAUGGAAACGGACUUCUUUCGCCUUCCACCCCUACCUCCCGCCUGGACAACAGCGUCAUCUUUGGAAGCCACAGGUCACCAUCCAUAGAUCAGACUUUUGAAAACGGAAAGGCCCAUCGCCCGCUCUUCCGCACCAGCUCGCUACCUGAUAAGGGGCCUUCUAACGAUCGCAUGAGUUCGGGAAAGAAGGAGCUUGGUGAAUCGGGAACUAGAACAGAACCAGCCGGGUCCCGCUUUGAGCGCUUCUCCUUCCUUUUGAACUCCUCUCCCUCCCCGUCGAGCUCCUUGACCGGAGCUGAAAGCCCCAGCGCUCAUAUGAGUCUGCCUCUGCUGCGGGGCAUCGGCUCGCCGCCCUCCAGCAACAGUCCAGCCCGCCUCCUCAGCCCCGCCGGCUCCAUAGACCUCCAGAGGCCGUUCACUACCACAGACUCCCCCUUAAGUAUGUUUGGUCAGACGCAGGGGAUGGGGAUGGGGAUGGGUGCAGGUACUGGGGCAGCGGCCUCUCCCAUCCUGCAGAGGAGCUUCAGUAGUGAGGGCACCAUGGGAGUCCAGCAGACUUCAUUGUUCAACAGUAGGCAUGGAGAAUCUCAGUUCCAGAGCCAGGUCCAGAGCCAAGAACUUGAGUCUGUGAAGAAUUUAGCAUCGAAAUACAAGGCCUUCCCUGAUGCUUAUCUCACUAAAGAGAAGGAGCAUGGGAAACUCAAUCCUCGUCCUGGAAAGAUAUAUAUCUUUGACCAGCCAGGGAUGUGCGGCCAGAGGCUCGAGGUGCGCGGCGAUGUCAUCGAUGCCACGCCCUGGGAGCUGCAGGAGACCAUCUCCAUCAGGGUCGUCAGAGGAGGAUGGGUGCUGUAUGAGAAGCCUAACUUCAAAGGCGAGAAGAUCGCCCUGGACGAGGGAGACAUAGAGCUCACCUACCCGUUCAGUCCAGAGAAGCAGCUGCAGAAUGGAGAGGAAGAGGCCGAAGAGCAGAACGCAGAGCAGAAUGCAGAGCAGAAUGCAGAGCAGAAUGCAGAGCAGAACGGAGAGCAGAAUGCAGAGCAGAACGGAGAAACAAGUGAUGUGCCGACCAAGCCAGCCAGGAGGUUCAUCAUCGGAUCUCUCAGAAGAGCUGUCAGGGACUACAGCGUCCCAGAAAUCGCACUUUUCCCCGAGGAGAACGCAGAAGGGAAGAAGGUCAUCUUCAGAGAUACGUCUGAAGAUGCCAGGAUUUUUGGCUUCCCCAUCAAGGCCAACUCUAUCAUCAUCAAUGCUGGGCUAUGGCUGGUGUACGCACAUCCCUUCUUCCAGGGCCUACCACGUGUCCUUGAGGUGGGGGGGUUCUCCAACCCUGCGGCCUGGGGAGUGGAACAGCCCUAUGUGGGAUCCCUACAUCCACUCAAAGUAGGUGAACCAAGAGUGGAAAAUAUGAGUGAACCAAAGAUGGUGAUCUACGACAAGCCGUACUUCACUGGGAAAUCGAGGACCAUAACCACCAACACGAGGGACUUCAUGACCAGAGCAGACCAGCAGCAGAAGGCCUUUAUGUACAACAUCGGCUCCCUUAAAGUACAGGGAGGAAUGUGGGUGGGCUACGAGAAGGAGGGCUUCCGGGGCCACCAGUACCUGCUGGAGGAGGGAGAGUACCAUGACUGGAGGGUGUGGGGAGGCCACGAUGCCGAGCUGCGCUCUGUCAGGGUGAUACGAGCAGAGCUGACGGACCCCUUGAUGGUGAUGUUUGAACAGCCAGAGGAAGAGGCGGAGGGCGAGCAGGAGGAGAACACCUUCGAGGUGACGGAGGCCAUUCCCGAUGUGGAGCUGUUUGAGUACAAAACCUCCACGCGAUCCAUCAGCGUACUCAGCGGGGCAUGGAUAGCCUACUCCCAUGUGGACUACUCUGGUAACCAGUACAUCUUAGAGAAAGGCUUCUAUAACAAGUGUGCCGACUGGGGCUCUCAGGACUCUCGCAUCUGCUCAGUGCAGCCCAUCAUACUGGCCCCAAGUGACGGCUCAAGCACCAGGAUUGAGAUAAUACUGUACUCUGAGCCAGACUUCCAGGGCGAGUGUCACAACUUUAAACUCAACCAGGAAGCAUUGUCCGAAAAAUUCCUGACCAAGUCCUGCCGAGUGUCGGGGGGAAGCUGGGUGCUCUACGCGGAUAAACAGUACUCUGGAAACAUGUACGUCUUAUCUGAAGGAGACUACCCCAACUUAACCAGCAUGGGAUGUCCGACCGGCUCCACCAUCCGCUCUGUCAAGGUCGUGCCAAUGACGCUCUCGGUUCCUUCCAUCUCUCUGUUUAGCCUUGAGUGUCUGGAGGGCAGAGAGAUCACCAUCGACACAGAGAUCUCCAACAUGGUCGAAGAGGGCUUCAACAACCACAUCCUGUCCGUCAAAGUCAACAGCGGCUGUUGGGUGAUAUAUGAACACAGCGACUACAGGGGGCGCCAAUUCUUACUGGAACCAAUUGAAAUCGCCAACUGGCCAAAGUUCAGCUCUAUACAGAGCAUUGGCUCAAUGUUCCCAGUUCGACAGAAGCGCCGCCUUCUACGCAUCAAGAACAAAGACACAGGUCACUUCCUGUCUGUCCAGGGCGGCGUGGAGGAGAUGAAAUCAGGACGAGUGGUGGUGACACCAGAGGUGGAGCCCAUGAGUGACAUCUGGUUCUAUCAGGAUGGCUUCAUCAAGAGCAAGUUGUCUCCAACCAUGAGCCUUCAGGUGAUGGGCAACAUAGAGCCGGCAGCCAAAGUGGUUUUGUGGACAGAGACCCGGCAGCCUAUCCAGACUUGGACAGCCCAGAUGAGAGGCCGCAUCAGAAGCCUCACGUUCCCUGGCUGCGUGCUGGAUGUUAAAGGUGGCAAAACCUACGACAAGGACCACGUGGUGAUUAUGCCAGAGGAUGACGAGAGGCCAAGCCAACAGUGGGAGAUAGAGCUGCUGUAACCGGCUAUAGAAACCGCAUGUUUCUCUUCACUAAGCUUUGCUCAGCAGUGCUUCGACAACUCCACAGUUUCUCCUAAUAUAUUCUCGGAGCCAUUUCUUCUUUUUUUUAUUUUUUAUUACGUGAUCCAUGUAACUAGUGCGAACACUCUGACAGUAAGAAUGCAGCUGCCGCCCUGAAGAGCUGCCCCAGACAGUUGAGUGCUUUGUAGAGUUUUGUGUUGUGUUCUCAUGAAAUUGUUGCAUUUUCUCCCAAUCAUAAGGAUUUGUUUCUGUACGCAAAGACCAAAAACACAGAACACUGUCAGUGCCUUGACCUGCUGCAGCGACUGGGUUUAGUUGGAAAGAAAGAAUGGAUGUAUUUUGGAGGAUCUUCUGAACUAUAUAAACCCUGACACAAGAACCAUUCAUUGAUGAUUUAGUACUGUACUUUAACUUUGACCUGUAUCGGACGUUAGCACUUGUCAACAAUUUGAGUAUUCAAAGGAGAAUCUCCCUGCUGGUAUGAUUCCCUGCCUUCUACAGCAGCUAUUGUCGAUACUUUUAUAUUCUUGGAGCAAACCAAGCUCUGGUUUACCUGGAGCGAACAGCAUGUGGCUUACCAGUGCUUUCUGCAGAUAGUGGACAAAUGAAGCCAAUCGAAUGCAUAGUGUGCAUUAAAUGAACGCUGUGCUCUUUUUUUUUUUUAAAGGUAUUUUUUUAUAUGUACUGUGUGUAUCAAUGUUUGUUUUGUGGGAAAUGUUGCUUGUAUGUACGUAUGCCGUAUAUCCCAUUGAAUCGUGCUGUGCAGUCGUGCAUGCAGCCAUCCUGUUUCUUGUUUGUUAUAAAGUCUGCAUCAGCGUAUGUUAAUAUUUGAUACUAAAGAGGUGACGUCAGAUGUUGUGUAAGAGGGAGUGGUUUUGAAAUAUUGAA
Anarrhichthys ocellatus (wolf-eel) is the source of this 8286-nucleotide messenger RNA. It is a transcript of the gene crybg2, whose product is annotated as crystallin beta-gamma domain containing 2. Lineage: Eukaryota; Metazoa; Chordata; Actinopteri; Perciformes; Anarhichadidae. The transcript has 24 exons. Bases 172 to 7377 code for a protein of 2401 amino acids. The record is from RefSeq and is a predicted model, not a curated record.